Messenger RNA from Sitophilus oryzae (rice weevil), 726 nucleotides. RefSeq lists its product as uncharacterized. The record is from RefSeq and is a predicted model, not a curated record. NCBI's taxonomy places the organism in Eukaryota, Metazoa, Arthropoda, Insecta, Coleoptera, Curculionidae. The coding region runs from base 47 to 628 and encodes 193 amino acids. The transcript is spliced from 3 exons.
AAAACCAGACAUUUUUUUGUUUUUUUGGUAUAGUACUCUGUGAACCAUGGAAAAGACACUACUAGUACCACUUUUAUAUACGCUAGUGUAUUAUUUAAACCAAGCUAAUGGUGCUACACACACGUAUACCUUAGGGCCAAAUACGGCAACUGUGACCACAAUGUCCCAUGUCUGCAAAAAUGGACAUAGUACCGAGGUAACUACUGGGGUAACGGCGACUCUUCAUGCUAAGAGUACUACCAGAACUAACUUUGGCAGCAAUUUUGACAAUCGAAUGACAGAAUUGGACAAAGUCGCUGGCGAUCACAAAGGACACAUAUUAGCUUCGGCAUUCUAUGGACCAGCAGUAACAUGGAAUUUAGCACCUCAAGCUGACAAUCUUAACAAAAAAUACAGAUGCAGGAACAGCGUAUUAAAUCUUUGGUACGACUGUGAAAAAUGGAUUAGAGACCAACUCGAUGCUGGAUCUCACUUACCAAUAACGGUGAGAAUUAGGUUGGAGUAUGAAAACAAGAACUGUAGACCUACUUAUUGGUCUAUUGACGCAAGACGUACCGAUGGACAGGGAUGUGUAUCAGACCGUAUCAAUAAUGGACCCCCUCCACUAGGAGUUUGCCAACGAUCCUAAAUUGUUAGUCAGAGAAAAAAUAAUAACUCAAAAUUUUUAAAACAGUUUUAGUAAUGUCUGUUACGUUAAAAUUAUUAAAUUAAUUAAAAAAAUUUCCC